GAUAGGAAAGAAAAAACGGACGCACAAAAACAUAGAGAAAAAGGGGGGGCCGCUUCAGAUCAGGAAACCUGCGCAGAACAGAGGUUUCGGGUAAAAUCCAAAGAGACGAGGGAAGGAAGCAGCAGCCGAAAUCAAGCACAUUAAGUCCAGCCUGGUAGAGUACUCUAAUCGCACUCCCAAGGAAACAACUCCGUCCAGCUAGUUCCCCCUGUUCUCACUUUGGCCGGCAAAAAAGAAGAGCCGAUUAACAAAAACAAAUAUAAAUUCUCCGGCGGUUGCUUUUGGAGUGGUGGAAUUGGAAACAUGUCCGGGUUUGACUUUGGAGCAAGAGAAAAAAGCCCUCUAGGGUACAGUUUCUGACAUGAUUGUCAGCUCCAGAAAAGGUGUCUCUCAACAGUUGAUUCUCGGUUAAUUUUAGAUGAGGAUGGUCUAAUCAAAUCAAGCUCUCUCCAAUUUUACCGGGAGUGACUGCAGGAGGGUAUUCGGGAUUGCUGCUCAAUCGAUUUAAAAAAUGAUAUAUCACAGCGGCUUCUUCGGGAUUGGAAACCAGAAUCAAUCGUGUUAGAGAGAGAGAAAGAGACAGUGUUUUCAUGGUUGACCUUCAAUCAGUGAAACAGAUAAUAACAACUCGUUUCUCCCCCUCUCUAUGUCCAUGCCCCAUUUAUUCCUUCUCUCAUCUGCCUGUCGUAAUAAUCUUUGAUGUCUAUUCAGGCGCCCCUCAUCGUUUCUGGUUGCUUUGGGGGGUUCUUCUGUACAGUUGCUGUAACAUAUUGUGGAGUGCAUUUUCCUCUGUUCCUCUAGGCCUCAAGCCUAUGAAUGACAGACUCCAAAUAUAGCCAUAUCAAGCCAACUUUGAUGCAUGUCUUGACAAAUUCCAUUUGAACAGUCCAUGUGAAUCAUGAAAGUUGAGGGCGAGCCCGUAGUUUCCCAUUCAGAUGCUAGCCCCAAGUUUAUUCCCAAGUCUUUUGAGUGUGAUAACGAUGCUCUUGACUCUGGUGGGAUGAAGCUUGAAGAUCAUAAAGAUUUUACAGGCCUUCUCAAAGGUAACGAGGAUGCCAAUCAAAAGAAUACUGUUGUAGGUCUUGAUGAUCUUAAUGAAUUUGAUGAAGUUAAAGCCUUUGUGCCAUCCCUCACUAAUUCUUCUAAAGUAGACUUGUUUGAGGAAGACUCGGAGUUAUACAUGGAAAAGAGUAUUGUUGAAUGUCAACUUCCUGAACUCAUAGUUUGUUACAAAGAAAACAGCUGCAAUAUUGUGAAGGAUAUUUGUAUUGACGACGGAGUACCUUCUCGGGAUAAGCUCUUGUGUGGUAGUAGUAGUUUAGAUGAGAAGGCUGUCUGUGUCAUUCUCCCUCCUGAGGAAGAUUGGAAGGACGAGUUGGCAAGAACGCUAGAGGAAGGAGAUAUGUUUGCUUCCGACGAUUCAGAGCAUUCGGAAUCUUUUGGCAAAAAGGAUUCACCCAAACAAAGAGAUUUCGAGGAAUUGGCUAGAACACCCCAAGCAGAAUAUGAUGUGGAAUAUUUAACUGACAAUGAUGUACUAAAUCUUCCAGUGACAGACUUGUUUACAGAGAGCGUAAAGCCAUUGACCAACAAUAAGAAUGAACCUAACCCUCAGUCUGAACAGGUUUUGGCAUGUGUAGCUGAAGAAUCUUAUAGUGACACCAGAGAAGCAAUAUCAGAAGAAUUCGCUGCUUCAGAUCUAGCAACUGAAGAGCCCAAAAAUAGCGAUUCUGCGGAGGAUAUAUCAUACAAUAGUAAAAUGGACAAAGGAAACAUUACUUUUGAUUUCAAUUCUUUUGCAUCCACAGCUAGUGAUGGACUCGAGCAUUGUGAUAAUGGUGACUUGAACUCUUCAGCUCCUUCGACCAGUGCCUCGGUGGAUUGCCUAGACACUAGCAGCUCCAACCGCUUAGCUUCAGCUGACAAAUGUCAAGUACAUUGUUACGAUUAUAGUAGUAACCCGAAACGUGUGGAGUAUGAAGACUUGCUACGAGUGGAAUAUGAAGACUUACAUAAGGCAGAAGUUGGGAAUUCUGAUAGUCAUUCAGUUUCAAGCCAAGUUCAACAUGGCGUAGGUGAAGCAAGUGUCUCUUCUAUGGUAUCUUUGGGGAGUCUGUUAUCUAAUUCGGGCCGUAUAGGUUACUCCGGCAGCAUCUCUCGUCGUUCUGAUAGCAGCACGACCAGCACCCGUUCCUUUGCCUUUCCCAUAUUACAAUCCGAAUGGAACAGUAGUCCUGUUAGAAUGGCUAAAGCUGAUCAAAAACAUCUACGGAAGCUUCGGGGUUGGAGACAAGGCCUUCUAUGCUGUAGAUUCUGAAAGCUUCUACUAAUUUAUACUCAUAGGUUUAGUGUCUAAAAUAUGCAUUUUACCCAAGUUUUUUCCUGCCGAGUCACAUGAAUAUAGGCAAUCUUUACCGCUUUACCUUCAUUUGUCAGGCUCUCUUUCAUAUGCAAUAUCAACAAGUUAUUAGAAUUUCAGUUUUCAAAAAAAGGGCCAUUUCUGCUCAACUUACAGAGAAUGUUUACAUAAUGUAAGGCCAUUUUACAAGAUUAGCUGAAAUACAUGUUUGUUGGUUCGAA
Messenger RNA from Cucurbita maxima (winter squash), 2580 nucleotides. RefSeq lists its product as uncharacterized. The transcript has 6 exons. Bases 899 to 2317 code for a protein of 472 amino acids. Gene Ontology annotation, biological process: regulation of asymmetric cell division. The record is from RefSeq and is a predicted model, not a curated record. Lineage: Eukaryota; Viridiplantae; Streptophyta; Magnoliopsida; Cucurbitales; Cucurbitaceae.